AUGGGGAGGAAUGGCAUCUUCGGACAGCUGAGAGGCAUCGAUGCCUUCUCAAAGACGAUGGAUGACGUGCGCAUCCGCACCAAUGCAGGCGCCCUCAUCACACUCAUUUCGGCGCUGCUGAUCGUGGUGCUCACCAUCGGCGAGUUUGUCGACUAUCGCACAGUGCACCUCAAGCCGGCGUUGGAAGUGGAUCGAUCUCGGGGCGAAAAGUUGACGGUCAACAUGAACAUCACGUUCCCGCGUGUACCGUGCUACUUGCUCUCGCUCGAUGUGAUGGACAUCUCGGGUGAGCACGUUAACGACAUCCAGCACGACAUUGAGCGGACGCGCGUCAGCCAUGACGGCAAGAUCAUCGAGCAAGGCAAGAAGCACCUGAAGGGGGAUGCGGCGCGUAUUGCGAACACCAAGGGCAAGGACUACUGCGGUGAUUGUUAUGGUGGCCAGCCGCCUGCAAGUAAUUGCUGCAACACGUGCGACGAAGUGCGUGAGGCCUAUGUGCGCAAAGGAUGGAGUUUCGCAGACCCGGAUCAUGUCGACCAGUGCGUGGCCGAAGGAUGGUCGGAGAAGAUCAAGGAGCAGAACAAGGAGGGGUGUCGCAUCUCGGGCAAGCUGCACGUCAACAAGGUUGUGGGCAGCUUCCACCUGUCACCGGGCAAAGCGUUCCAACGCAACAGCAUGCACAUCCACGAUCUGGUGCCCUACCUCUCUGGAACGGGUGCCGAGCAUCACGAUUUCGGUCAUAUCAUCCACGAGUUCAGCUUUGGCUCGGAGCAAGAGUAUCACGGGCUCACCUCCGCCAAAGAGCGAGCCGUGAAAGCCAAGCUUGGGGUCAAGGAUCCGCUCGAGGGCGUUCGUGCAACGACGCAGCAGAGCCAGUUCAUGUUCCAGUACUUUGUCAAAGUGGUCUCGACCGAAUUUCGCCCGCUGGCCGGCGAGACGCUCAAGACGCAGCAGUACUCGGUGACGACGUACGAGCGCGAUCUGUCGCCCGGUGCCAACGCUGCCGCUCUCGCGGGCGUGUCGAACGAAGGCUCGGGCGCACACAUCUCGCACGGAUUCGCGGGUGUGCCAGGCGUGUUUUUCAACUACGAGAUCUCGCCGCUCAAGACGAUCCAUUCCGAGUACAGACAGUCGCUGUCGCACUUCUUGACGUCGACGUGUGCUAUUGUCGGAGGCAUCCUGACCGUGGCGGGCAUCUUGGACAGCUUGGUGUACAACUCGAGAAGAAGACUGGGCAUGCGGGACGGUAAUAACGAUCAUGCUCAGGAGGGGCUUGGCUUCACUAGCAAGACGGGCAAGUUCUUGUAG
Molecule: messenger RNA, 1308 nt
Organism: Sporisorium graminicola
Lineage: Eukaryota; Fungi; Basidiomycota; Ustilaginomycetes; Ustilaginales; Ustilaginaceae
Exons: 2
Coding region: 1-1308 (435 amino acids)
Biological process (GO): retrograde vesicle-mediated transport, Golgi to endoplasmic reticulum; endoplasmic reticulum to Golgi vesicle-mediated transport
Cellular component (GO): COPII-coated ER to Golgi transport vesicle; endoplasmic reticulum; Golgi membrane
Source: RefSeq, a predicted model, not a curated record